GGGGGAGGUGGGGGAAGACGGGUGGGUGGAGGCAAGAUGGCGGUGCAGGCGGUGCACCUGGAGGCCGACGCUUUCCUGGUAUGCCUCAACCACGCGCUGAGCACUGAGAAGGAGGAGGUCAUGGGGCUGUGCAUCGGCGAGGUUGACACCAGCCGAAUUGUUCAUAUCCAUUCUGUGAUCAUCCUGCGCCGCUCUGAUAAGAGAAAAGACCGUGUGGAAAUUUCACCAGAGCAGCUUUCAGCUGCUUCUACUGAAGCAGAGAGGUUGGCUGACAUGACAGGACGUCCCAUGAGAGUUGUGGGCUGGUAUCACUCUCAUCCUCAUAUUACUGUCUGGCCAUCGCAUGUCGAUGUCCGCACACAAGCUAUGUAUCAGAUGAUGGACCAAGGUUUUGUAGGACUUAUCUUUUCCUGCUUCAUUGAGGACAAAAACACAAAGACAGGCAGGAUUCUCUAUACCUGCUUCCAGUCCAUUCAGGCCCAGAAGAGCUCAGAAUAUGAAAGGAUUGAAAUUCCUAUUCAUGUUGUCCCCCAUGAAACCAUUGGGAAAGUAUGUCUGGAAUCAGCUGUAGAGCUGCCCAAGAUCCUUUGCCAAGAAGAGCAAGAUGCCUACAGGAGAAUUCACAGCCUCACCCAUCUAGACUCCGUAACCAAGAUUCAUAAUGGCUCAGGCACCAGAGCAGUAAUUUUCCUGGAUGGAUGCCUUUUGGCUGUUAUUUCUUCUUGCAGUUCCUGUACCCAAGCUUCUAGUCUCCAGAGGCAACUGAUACAGUUGAAGGCUGGGUCUCUGAUUUAGCCACAGUGUCUGUUAGUAUGUCUCCAGAUCAAGAGACUCUCUCUUGAGGGUGCGGAAUAGUACUGAGAAGUGUUCAGUAGGUGCAGGCCAGGCCCCAGCACAGUGCGAUAAGUUCCGCCUCUCUGGAAUAGCCAGGACAUCUUUUUUUCAAACAUUGUCUCACUUCAUCAGGAUCCCGCACUUGUUCAGGAGUGAAGUCCCAAACCAUCAGUGAUGACAAGCUUUCUACAUACCUGCCCAUAUUGUCCCAUGUGCCUUGACACCUAUAACCACACUGCUGCAGGGCCUGAGUGGUAGGCAGAAACCUACAGCAGAAACAUGCAAGUAAAACAAAUUAAGCAAAACCUGCUGCACAAAGUGAAUUUGCAGAAUCUGCAUGCGCAUUCUGAAGAGACACCAUCCCACUCCAAAUGCCUCCUCCACUAACUGGAAAUGCACAAACCUGCUCUACAGCCUGAAUAUGCAAAAAACUUGCUGCACUAAGUCGAUAUGCUCAAACCAGCUGCGCAGACAUGCUCAUGACAGAUGCACUCAACUCCUUAACCCAGCUAGUGGUAGUUUGGUACAGGCUCCAAAGGAGGUAAAGGCCUAAGCCAUAACCGGGCCAAGAACUUCUCUAGUUCUGUUCUGUUCUCUAAAACCCGCAGAGGAGCAGAGAGACACGGUGAGCAUCAAUGCAUAUGAACUUGGAGCACCAAUCAUGUGAUUAACACAUGAAUAUUGGGUGGCUUUUCCAAGACUCAUUUAUCAAGGAACAAAAUAAGUGUGGGUACAAGUCGUCUCAUGCCUACCUUUUCCAUCUCAUGUAAUUUGGCUAAAAGCCAACCACUUUCAAAGAAUUGAGCCUUCUUUGAGCUCUCUCUGCUGAGAAGCCUAGCUGCAUGAUGGUGAUCUCCCCUUGAGCUGGGACACCUCUCAAGGGUGCUUCUUGAGGCAGAGUGUCCUUUACUGAUGGCAGAUCUUUGGUAAGUGAUUAAUAUUGUGCACAACCUUGUGUCUUGGUAACUUUGAUUUUUGUCUUGGUAGUUUUGAACCAUUGUUAUACCCUUUGUGCAGUACAGUAAUAGAGCGAACCUUGCCACUGAAUUUUGUAAGUCACACUUUUACAGCAUCGUAUUUCCAUAAAACCACUUUUGCUGAUACCUAUGACAGUGUUUCUAUAAACGAUCUAAAUUGCCUAUUUGUGACAGCACCUCAGUGGCCCUGAUGCUCACUGCACAGCUGAAAAUCUCAUGUCAUUCCAUGCCAUGUCCUGUGUCUCUCCUGCUCUGGCCUUGCUGUGGUUUGGAUCCCUUUGUAGCUGACAUGCCUCCAUGUCCUUUGACUUCUUUUUGAAAUGUGGCACUGAAGUGGAAGCAGUGGUUGCCUGAAGCAGCACUGUGAAGGAAAUAUUGCCCAGCUCCAAAGGAGAUGGAGCAGGAGAAGAUUUGAGCACAGGAAGAUGCCCAAAACUAAAUGCCCAACUUGAAAGAGCUGAAGUAUAACCUAGUAGAACUGUUGGCUCUUCUGCUUUUGCCAUUGCUGUUAUCUGGCAACAGAAAAGCCUCUGAUGGGCAGAGCUGUGUCCUGUGCGGCAGCCAGGGGUAAGUGAACAGCACUGCCGUGUUGGGGUUUUUUUUUUUGUCUCACCAGAUGCUGCAAGUGCACAUGCUGACCCUAGAGAAGUGCCUGAAGCAGGGGCACUGCAGAUUCACAGGAGGCUGGGGAUAACGUGUCACCAUAUAAGCUCUGUGUUGCUCAGAUUUUGCAGUGGGGACUCACCACCAGUGAAGGGACUCACCUCAGCUGGAGCUUUUUGUUUGCCGAAAGACUAACUCACCUCACUGAAGCGGGAGACAGGCCAGGGAACAGAUGCAUCAAUGUCUUUCUGUGGAGACCUAAAACUUGUACAGAGGUGUUUCACUUGGCCUUUUGAACUCAAGAGUCAUACUGUGCUUGUUUUACUUGGGCUGAAUGCAGUCCUGCCUGGCCAUCCCAGGGCUGCGUCUGAUGCUGGGUGCUUUUGCUGGACCUGAUCCUGUUAUCCUGAAAAGUAGCUUGAAAAAUGAACCCACUUCACACGAUCUUUCAUAAAAGGCAGAUGAGGUUUCCUUGUCUCCUUGUCUUAUUUCAUACAAUUCAGAUAAAUUUUGGGGCUUUUCUACUCCCUCUUGGAUUCCAUAUAGAAUUAAUUUCUGGUAUUCUUUCACCCUCAUUAUUCCUUCCCCCCUAUUAGGGUUCCAGCCUGGAUCUUUGUUCAGGAGAAAUAUGCCAAUGUUAGGUAUUCCUCCAUGCUGUGGGGUCAGUCCUUCCUUAGCUUUUUCUAGGACAGCCCUUCUUUCCUCAUGGGUAAACAGGUAUUCCAAAAAGGCUUGUAUGUCUCCCCAGUUAGGAUUAUGAGUCGUCAUCAUCAU
Molecule: messenger RNA, 3188 nt
Organism: Phalacrocorax carbo (great cormorant)
Lineage: Eukaryota; Metazoa; Chordata; Aves; Suliformes; Phalacrocoracidae
Source: RefSeq, a predicted model, not a curated record